Molecule: messenger RNA, 4123 nt
Organism: Acanthopagrus latus (yellowfin seabream)
Lineage: Eukaryota; Metazoa; Chordata; Actinopteri; Spariformes; Sparidae
Gene: niban2b
Product: niban apoptosis regulator 2b
Exons: 14
Coding region: 425-3235 (936 amino acids)
Source: RefSeq, a predicted model, not a curated record
CAAACAAUUCAAACAGUUAUGGUCUGGUGUUACUGUUGUGGGAGAAUCAGACUUGUGACCUGAAUAAUUUCCUACAUGUUGGCUACAGCGCUGUGAAAGAGAUGUUUUGUUUUCGGUAGCUCGUGUCUGCCAUUAUUCCCAUGUUACGUGAACGCACCGCGUCCGGAAGGUGGGAGUUCGCCUCCAACUUUUAAAGAGGGUGUGUCCCUCCGAGAAAAAGGCCGUCAGUUUGUUUGGCAGCCAACUUUCUUGUCUUCUCCGCACCUCUCCUGCCAGAGUGCAGCCACACCGCCCGUCUUCAGCCCGCUGCUCCCACUCACGUUGAAGAGGAGCCGAGGCGCUUCCUACAGGAUCUCAGUCUCUUUGUCUUAAGCACCUUUUGGAGACCAGUGGAGUCAGUCUGGGUCUGUGAGAUUCAGCGACUAUGGGGGACGUGAUUUCCAGUCACCUGGAUGAAGCCAAGCGGGAGAUUAUCACAGCUCAGACUGGGGUGGUGAUGGGGAAGUUUGGACAUCUGUAUGAGCAGCAGUAUGCAGUGGCUCUCUUUAAUGAAGUUCGCUUUGACAUAGAAGGAGGAGGCAGCCCUCAACCCCAACUACUACACCGCAAGAUUCCACUGGAGAACAAGUCCAUCUUCUCCGGCUCACUCUUUCAGUACCUGGAUGAGAAUAAGAAAUGGAGGAACCGCUUCUUCUUUGUCCCAGACUCCUAUAACAUCAGUUACUAUGACAACAAAGCGGCUCAUGACAGACACCUCCAUCCCAAAGGAACCAUCAACUGUGCCGGCUACAAAGUUCUGACAUCUAUUGAGCAAUACAUGGAUCUUAUCAGCAACUGCCUGCCUGGUGUGAAAGCCAAGUUGGGAAGUUCACCUUUCCUGAAGUGUGCCACCCAGUUCCCUCUGAUCCUGUGGCACCCUUACGCCCGUCACCAUUACUUCUGUGUGGCGACAGAGAAAGAGCAGCAGAAGUGGCACGCUGUCCUUCUGGACUGUGUCAGACAUGCCAAUGAUGGUUUGUCAGAGGAGAAUAAAAUCCAAACGCCAGCCUUUACUGACGCAGUACGACUUUACCGCCAAGCUCAAGGACACUAUGGCACCUGGGAGAUGAUGUGUGGUGAACCAUCACAGAUUCUGUCUAACCUGGUGAUGGAGGGUCUCCUGCCUGAGCUGAGGGACCUCAUCUCCCCCCGCCUAAAGGGCAAACUACAUGACAGGCAGAGGAACUGGAUGCUGAUCAGUGAUGCGGUAUACAGCCUGGUGCAGGGACAGUGUCAGGCCCAGUAUGAGGCAGUGUUGCAGAAGUGUGAGGUGGCGCGCUCCUCUCUGGAGGCCUCCAUACGCACAGACAUGGACCAGAUCAUCUCCUCCAAGGAGCACAUCACCAACAAGAUCAGAGCGGUAGUUCUCCACAAAUCUGAGAAGCUGCUGAAGGUGAGCAUCCAGCCCUACAUCAGCUCCAUCCUGGACGCCCUGAUGGAGCCGACCAGCCGAGGCUUCGCUGAAGUCCGUGAUGUGUUCUUCAGGGAACUGGUGGACAUGAGCAAGAACACCCUCAAUGACGGCAGUAAGGAGGCCUUGGCACAGCACAUGGAAAAGAUUUCCAUGCUGGCCUUCCACCCGGUGAAGAUGCAGAGCUGCUACGAGAAGGUGGAGCAGCUGAGUCUGGAGGGUCUGCAGCAGAGGUUUGACGUCUCCAGCCCCUCAGUGUUCGUCCAGAGGGCCCAGAUCCUCAUGAGAGAGCAAAUGGAUGAUGCAGUGUACACGUUCGAGCAGAUCCUUCACCAGAGCCUGGAGUCUCAGACUACAGAGGAGCUCUGCAAGACCAUCCAGCGCUGCCAGGACAGAGUCAUCAAGAAAUUUGACUAUGACAGCAGCACAGUGAGGAAGCGUUUCUUUCGCGAGGCUCUCCUCCAGAUCUUCAUCCCCUACAUGCUGAAACAGCUGAGCCCGUCCUGUGCCCCGGAGCUGCCGCGCUUCCAGGAGCUGAUCUUUGAGGACUUUGCCCGUUUCAUCCUGGUGGAGAACAUCUUUGAGGAGGUGGUGCUGCACUCUGUGAUGAAAGACAUCAUGAUGGCUGUGAAGGAGGCAGCAGUCCAGAGGAGACACAACCUGUACAGGGACAGCAUUGUCCUCAGCAACAGCGACCCCAACCUGCACCUCCUGGGAGAAAACCCUUCUAUCGACUGGGCCGGAGAAUAUGGAGGAACCCAGGAGGAGGUGGACGGCACAGGGGAGGAUGCUGAGGGGGACGCUGAGGGUCAAGCUGAUGUGUCCAAUAAGAGGAGGAGGGUGAAGCAGGUGGUGUCCAUGAUUCAGAUAGAGGGCUCACCAGCCCUGCCCGGUGAGUCGUGCAUAGAGGUGCCUGGCGUCAAUGACAUCCUAGAGGAGGAUGGAGAGGAGGAGGAGGAGGAGGAUGGAUAUGAGGGAGAAAACUCUGAUGGCAAAGCUUCUUCUGACCAGAAUGAAUCUACAAGUCCUCAAGCUUCUCAGUGUGCUCCAGAUGGUUCAGUCUCAAAGGAGGAGGAAGCCAAACCCGAGGUGCAGGGUAGAGAAGAUAUCCCGACAGAGAGUGCUACAGCAGUUGAGGAGAAGGGAGAGGGCAGCCAGAUGACGGCGGAGGAACAACUGCCCUCCAACCAGGAGGUGUCAGAGGAGUUACUGCCACCACCACCACCUUCUAAGGAAAUCCCUUCUGAGGCUACAGAAAUGGCUUCAGAGAGCGCAUCGGAGGCGACACCAGUGUUGCCCCCACCUCCACACAAUGACAGCGGCUUCCAGUCUCCCAGCAGUGAAGGAACAGAGGAGGAAGAGGUGGCCCCGCCGCCGGUAGAGGAGCACCCUGAGGUGAGGGAGGAGGUGGCCCCGCCGCCGGUAGAGGAGCACCCUGAGGUGAGGGAGGAGGUGGCCCCGCCGCCGGUAGAGGAGCACCCUGAGGUGAGGGAGGAGGUGGUCCCGCCGCCGGUAGAGGAGCACCCUGAGGUGAGGGAGGAGGUGGUCCCGCCGCCGGUAGAGGAGCACCCUGAGGUGAGGGAGGAGGUGGUCCCGCCGCCGGUAGAGGAGCACCCUGAGGUGAGGGAGGAGGUGGUCCCGCCGCCGGUAGAGGAGCACCCUGAGGUGAGGGAGGAGGUGGUCCCGCCGCCGGUAGAGGAGCACCCUGAGGUGGGGGAGGAGAGUGUUGCCACAGCACAAGAGGAAGCAACCAAAACCAGUGACUCUGAGACCAAAGACCAGUGAUGAAAUGAUCCCCAUUUGUUCGACUUCAACAGAGUCCUGCCCCAUUUACGUCCUUCUGACAAACAUUCAAGAGCCAUCAUGCCAUGUUAACCACAUCAGUUUUCAGUUUCCACACCAUAUCAAUCACUGAGCAGGGCUCAGGUGCUGUCCUCAUUUCUUUGUAAAUGUUUUUCUUUUUUUUUUUUCUGUAUGAUUUUCACAUCUUUCCAUUGGACAAACGUACAAACGCCUAUGUUCCACGUGUUAUUUUCUCUUCACCUGGUAUUAAUGUGAGCACAUUGGACAACCUUGAGUUCCUAAUGGUAUGUUAUGAACAAGGUGCAAGAACACCAAGUUGUGGUGCCUUUGGUGAAAUACAUGUCAGUUGAUUUAACUCCCUCUUGUUAACCAUGAGGGCUUCAGCAACCUUCAGCCUUUUGAUUCAUUUAUCAUAAAUGUUGGUGUAAAUACAGUCAGUGCUUGUGGAAACCCCCUUGUUGGUUAUUGCUGGACCUAAUGCUUUCCAGAAUGUGGAAAAGUCUCGAGGUGAUUUUUAAAAAUUGUCUUAUUUCAAACUUGCAAUUGCAAUUUUUUUUAACUGUUUGGAUGUACACAGUGACGUCUCAAGACUGGACAAUUUCUUUGUGUUGGUGGGAAUAACACUGUUUUAUGAGUUUAUUCCUUAAUAAAGAAAGCUUUUGUAUAUUUUGUAUAAAUACUUAGAUGGACCAGUGAACUGUCAUUUUACAUAAUUUUAUAUCCCUCAUCGGUGCCUUAGCUGAUCUUUCCUGCCUAUUUUAUUUAUUAUUUUGCACCCCUUCUCGUUUUGACCAGUGUACUUUUAGAUGUUUUUUUUUUACUCUAUCAAUGUCUGUUAUUGAAAAUAAAUCAUUAUUGAUUAAUUAUCAA